Molecule: messenger RNA, 4398 nt
Organism: Doryrhamphus excisus (bluestripe pipefish)
Lineage: Eukaryota; Metazoa; Chordata; Actinopteri; Syngnathiformes; Syngnathidae
Gene: znf518b
Product: zinc finger protein 518B
Source: RefSeq, a predicted model, not a curated record
CAAGCUAAGCAACACGAAGCUAACGUUGAAAAGACCCCCCGAUUUGCAGCGUUGACAAGCACCAGGAAACCAUCCAGCAAUAAUGUUUUAAACGUCUUAUCUUAACCUACAAGUACACAAUUUCACCAAAGCAUCAUUCUCCAGCAGAAGCAGAAUCUGAUGUGUACUGUGAUGUGAAGCUGUGGAAGUGGGUGGAGCUGCUGCUGCCGGGUGACCCCCUCAACAUGAAGCCCGUCACCUAUCAAAGCUUCCCCACCAUGGUGUACAGCACGCAAGCGCCCGUCCUGGUCCAGUCAAUUAGCUCCUCCGUGAUGGCACGCUGCGACAAAUGUGGAUUUGCAUCGUCGGAUACAGAGCUGUUCAAGAGACAUAUGCUUGAGCACACGGCGUCGAAUCUGCACUGCUUUUAUUGCCAGAAAACGUUAUUCAGCAAGGAGGAGUUGAACGCCCACCUGCAGCAACAUAUCAAGCACACGUUCACCUGCCCACAUUGUGGACAGGGCUACAUGAGGAACCGUUGCAUGUUGAAACACAUUGAGCGUGUGCAUAAUAAAAACAGUGGUCAAGGACUUGGCUGGACUAAAAAUCCACAAGCCUCCAAUGCCUUACCCCGCUCUGAAGCAUCAACACGGCAGCCAGUCGGAGUGAAUGUCCCAAGCCUCAGCACACCUGCCGUGAGACUCAACAAGGGCGCACAGAACACUAGGACAAUGAACACAAAGCUCAUUAAUCAUUCAAAUUGUGUUUCAAAUAAUGUUACUAACAGGGCUUUGACGGUGUCGCUCCCCGAUGAAGUGUCCAUCCCACCUGGGUGCCUGGUGGAACUUGUUGAAGUGAAAACAGUCAAUGGGUCAAAGGAGCUAAAACUGAGGCUGGUCUCGCAACAAGAAAACGAGGCCGUCAGGAAAGACUGCAGGUCAGCAGUAGAACAAAACCUCACCGCCGGGAAGACCUUAGCACCCAAAUUGAAUCCUCCAAAUGCGACAAAUUCGACAAACGCGGGGAUGUGCUUUGUGAACAAAAAGCAGUUUGAAACAAGUGUGGCCUGUGCACAACGUCCUGACAGAAUCCCAGUCAGCACGUCCAAAAUCCUUGUCUCGAACCAAGCACCGAUAAAGAGGACAUCUCAGGAAGUUGUCGACCUGGCCAACUACCCCAACAAAGUUUCCAAAAUGCACCACAAUCCCGUAAGAGAAACGAUGGAAAUCCCGGCUACAUGGAACAAAGCUGUUACCGAUCGAGUGAAACCUGACGCCGUCAUUUUCACCAGCCAAGCCAGCAGGGUGGCGUGCCUCCCGCACCUAGACAAAAAAGGACCAUGUGUUUCUGCGCAAAAAACAGAUGAAAGGCGACCAAGUAUUCCAGAGCGCCAAAAGAGUAUUCCCGUCACAAAAACAGUUGUGACAAAAUGUUCCUUUCGAGACUUGUUGACGUCUGUUAAAGUUGAACCCGAUGUAGUUCAUCUCCAUGACAACUCCAAAAUUAAGAAUACAUCAGCAGGAAUCGCCACGGCAAAUCGGAAAUCAACCUCCUUGGAUGUUCCUUCGGGUUCAGCUGUCCGAGGGGCACCUCCGACGAUCAAGCUUGGCCAGGAUAGCACUCCUCCUCAGACGUCUUUCCCAGCUCCCUCCACGUUGCGACAGAUGCUCAGCGAGUCCUCGUCUGUCAAAGCACCCAUCGCUUCCUCCUGCUCCAAGUCCAGCCUCCCAAAUUGGCCACAGGGUGUCCGCUCCAGGGAUAAAGCGCCAGAGCCGGAGAGCUUCCCAGUCAUCUCCUCCGUGUUUUCCUUGAGCCAACAACCAGAGGAGGCUCAGGGUACCAUGCAGCCGCUAGUCAUGGCUUUGCAGGGCAUCGACAUGGACAAACUCCACAACUCCAAGAACCUGAAUCCAGCUGUCGACAUCCAAGAUCGGGUAUUGGCCUGUGGCCCUGUGAAAGUGGAAGGGCCUGACAAAAUGAUUGAACACUUGCCUAUCCCGGCACGGAAUGACAUUAAAGAGGAGGAGAAAAACAAUCCAAAUGGGGAGAAAAACAGCAUGACACAGACGGACAAAGAUGUUCCAUUCUUGAAAUCGGAAAACAAUAAGCCAGUUCGGAAUAACAAGACGAUUUCUUCUUCUUCUUCUGCUGCUGCUGUUGUGAAUCCCAUAUAUGACAUGUCAAAAUUCUUGACCGUAUCUUUAAUGAGAGUGGACGAAUGCGACGUGUGGACGAGCAGCGGGAAUGAACCGGAACCCGCAGCGUCAAAUUCCAACCCUCCGCCAUCUGCGCCAAGUAUCCGCACCGAGAUCCAACUGAUGCCGCUCAAGGCGGACCAACUGGUGACGCAGCCGGGCCCGGAUCAGCCUGUGGUUAUCCUCAAUCACCCCAAACCACGGUUUCCCGUCCAGGAGACCGUUGACAGUAUUACCCACACCGGAAGCCCAGAAAAGCCCGCAAAGUGCCAAAUAUUAAAGAUGAGGCUGGGCAAAGUGAUGGGACAGAAAUAUGAGGUCAUGGGAUGCACUGUGAGGGUCUCCCCAUGAUGCUCACACAUGAGAAAAAAAACCUUUUACAUUUACAAUGAAGACUACAGAACUAUUUUAGAUAUAACACUCGAAAAAAAACAUUCCCCGCUGUACAAUUAUGGACAUUUUUGUUCAAUUCAUACUUUCUAAUGUGAGCUUCUGUACGAAUAAUCAAUGACUUGGGUAUUAGUGGCUGUGCAGGAAGCCUCAGAGGGAUUCUGUUUGCAAGAACACAGCCAAGCAUUUCAUUCAAACAUCUGUAAAGUCUUACUAGCGACUCGUAGCAUAGAUGGAUGGAUGUAGUCUGUAGCUGCAAAUUACAUUUACUGGAAGUGAGUAGAUUAUAUUGAACGGAGAGAGAUUUUUUUUAGACCUAUUUCCUUGCAAGUUGAGGACAGCCACUAUUUGACAUGGCUUCAUCUCGAGAGACUUAAUCCCAGAGAAAAAGUAUUCAUUUCUUAUCAUGCAUUACCCUAACUACACAGCAUUUUACUGCAAAUUUCCCCCCCCAAAAAACAAUUCCCAGUUUUUAGUAAUAGAUCAGUAUGUGAAAUAUUUUUUUUGCAGGUUUUUGCACACUUAGUGUCAAAAUCCAUUCAUAUAAAAAAAGGUGUCACUAAUGGCUCCAUACAUCAGAAUCCAUUUAUGUCGAAGCUAUGUAUGGCCUACAUCCAAAAUGUAUGUCAUUGUGAAUAUUGACACAAAUGAAUACAAGUGGAUAAAAUAUCAUGCUUUGUGUAAAUACAAAAAAAAGUUUGUUAUUGUAUUGAGGUGGAUAGGUUUUACCCCCUUGAAAAGAAGCACCUGAAUGCACCAUCCAUGUUGUGUUUUCAAGGCUUGGCAGCUUCAGUUCGGACAUUUCAAUUGUUCAGUUUUAUUUGUUCUGUAUGCGCUUUUGCAUUGCUUAGUUAACAUAUUUUUAAUGUAACCCCACUGAGAAAUAUGCUGAGGUAAAACAUUUCAGAUUUUUUAGUUUGUCGUCAAUGUGUAUAUAAUGUACAUUUCCAUCUCAUGCCCUUUUAUUUUUGUAUAUGUACAGCUCUACUUAGCAGCCACAACACUUACACAGUACAGUACAGAGGUGCCAACCAUUCCAGAGACCUUUGCACAUUAAAGAUGCUAAAACCACUUCAAUGUAAGUCAAUAUAUGCUCAAUUGGAACAAAACAUUGACAUUAUAGAUUUUGUCAUAGCAAAUCAUUUUCAAAAUAUGCCAAGGGCAGCACUUUGGACACCCCUCAUUUAUUACAAUACUGUCCAAAAUUCUGCAGCUACAUAGACAACUGAAAUGCUCCGUUGACUGAACCCAAGCUCAAUGCAGGCAGAUGCUGAAAUGCACAAACUGAAUAAUAAAAGUAUACGCUCCUUUUCUUUUUACACAUUGACUGUGAAAAGCUGUAAGCCUGGUAAUAACAUAGCAGUGUGUCUAAUAUAGUGGUUGCAUACAACUCUUGUGCCGGAUGGCAUGUCAUGCAGUAGCUAAUGAAGUGUUCGGUGAUGCUCUCAAGUUAUGAAAAUAUGAAUGGUCCUCAAGCCCCGCUGAGAGAAGCUUACUACAGUACUACUACUAUGGCUACUUCCAUCCCAACUUGAAUGUGUUUUUACAUGUUUUACUUUAGCCUUUUUCAACACCAGUGUCAUCUGUGUUAUCAUAUACCAUGUUUUUAUUACUGUAGUUUUUUUUUCUAUUAAAAGUGUGUUAAUGAUGGUCAUGACCUUAAAAUUGGUUGUUGUUUUUUUUGAUCACCUCAAGUUGAGGUGGAAUUUGUAUAUUGGCGGUAUGGUGUAAUACCAUAGGACAUCCUGCAGAUGGGGCUAAAGCUUUAAUCUCGUUAGGGUGGCCCAUAAUGGACUCUACACUCAUCAAAGGUAAAUUCAUGUACCGUUAGGGG